AUGGACGGUGGGCGCCAGGGUCAAUUUGGUCCAUUCUUGCUCUCUCCCACUUCAUGCACACUUGUUGGGAUGCUUUCCCAACGUCCCCAGAGCACUUCUUCUAACAGCUCUGGACAUGUGCAAGCUGCACAAUCCCAUUUGCAUGCGCCGCCGCAGGGAGAAGUCUACUUGUGUGCCUUUGAUUUCGACACGACGGCGCCCGAUCAGCUUUCGUUUCGACAGAACGACGUACUUACGAUUAUCCACAAGGAACAAUCUGGCUGGUGGGCCGCACUUCAUGGCGGUCGUCUGAAAUGGGUACCAGCCUCUUACUUGACUCCGAUACCCGCGCGUAAGGGAUUGGCGCCCCCCACCGUGCCUCCCAGCUCGUCUCCCUCCAGCCUUGCGUCUCCAUUGAGCUCAACAGGAAAUGAAGCGGAUUUGCCAGUCUACACAGAAGAGGACGAGGGUUAUCAGUCGCCCGACGUCGACCCAUACGAUCCUUCCCAUCGCGUCUCCUCGGAAUACACCGACGGGCCUACAACGCCCAUACCACAGUUUUCCCCAACAGAUCCACUCGUCGGUGAUCUCUCAAACAAGUUUGCGAGCGCCAACCUUCGUGGCUCAAAGUCCAGCGCCCGUUCCUCUGGCGCUCCGGUCCCGCCCUCUUAUGCAAUGUACUCGCCUCCAUCUGCAACGACACCCGUAAACUAUGUAUAUCCGCGCUCUUCGUCUUCAUCCUACUCUAUGUCACCACCGUAUGACCCGCCAAUACCCCACCAGCUCUCAUUGGUACUCGAGGAAGGUUCCGAUGUUAACAGUCAGUGGAGUAUGCCCAGUAUGCCGAGGGUAGAAGAGUAUGCGCAUAGAAAUUCGGUUGGCAGCUCUCGUGGCCCGUUGUCGUCGCCUUCCAGCUCUACUACCGCCGACAGUGCUGCCCUGCAAAUGGCCCGCUUAUCCCAAGCGAAUCUGCCCUGGUAUUUGCGGCCAAAGUAUACCUGGGAGGAACUCAAGGUAGACGCCAAUGGACUCGUCAUCGCCGGGACAGUCCCGGCCCUCAUUGAGCGAUUAUUAUUGGACCCACUGAAGGCCACAGAGGAACAGUCCUAUCGCACAAUCUUUCUAACCACGUUUAAAUCAUUUACGACAGCCAAUAACGUCUAUGAUACCCUGAUUUCCUACUACGAGAUGGAGCCGCCACCGAAUCUAGACCCUCCAGAGUUUCUCGAGUGGAAAGAGAAAAAGUUCAGGCCCACCCAGACAAGGAUCCUAUCUGUUAUCUCCCAAUGGGUGGAUAAACAUGCCAUGCAUAUCGAUGAUCCGCAGCUCAUACCAAAAUUACGCACAUUUCUUGGUGCGAUACAGUCACCGACGGGACUUGCAAUUAGCGCAAAGCAGCUAUUGCAAACGUUGGAUCGAGUGCAAACGGAAGACGUUGCUUUAAGGUCGAUUCCCAGCUCUUCACCCUCGUCGAGCUUUUCUCUCCGACGCAAGGCCAAGGCUCCCAAGGGCGAGUUUCUAAAAUGGGAUUCAGCCGACAUUGCCAAUCAUCUCACUAUUAUGGAGACCCGACUCUAUUCGCGAAUACGGCCGCACGAGUGCCUCAGUUGGUCACGGUCGACAAAGGGUCCCGCGGUGGCCAACCUGGCGGCGUUUAUUGGCACAAGCGACCGAAUCGCAGCAUGGGUCAAACUCUCCGUGCUCACAUGUGAAAGUCUGGGGAAACGGGCGGAUACCAUUGACCACUGGAUAAAGAUUGCCGAGAAUUGCAAGAAGCAGAACAACAUUUUCUCCAUGUGCGCCAUUGUCGCGGCGUUAUCGGGAGGAGACAUUGGAAAGCUCCACCUAACAUGGGCACACGUCCUUCGUGCCGCUACGCUCGAGCAAUUGGUGCACUUGACGGAUCCGACGGGCCGCUUUGCCGCCUACAAGGCGCUACAUGCCUCGCUCGAUGGUCCCUGUGUGCCGUUUAUCAGCAUCUUCCUCACAGAGCUCGUACAUGCACACGAGCAUCAUCCAGACUUUAUGGCCACGCCCGCUCCUCCAGAACCAGAUCUCGUCACCCCUCGACCAUUGAUCAACGUGAUGAAGCUACGACGACUGGGCGAAAUUAUUGGCCAAAUGCUCAAGUUUGUCAACAAACCGUACAGAAAUCUUGUCGAAAACCCGACCAUGACAAGUGCAAUUGAGCAGCAGAUUGAGCUCGCUGUCUCCAAGGACGCUGGAUUCUUCUGGCAGCGAAGUCAGGAGCUGCAAGGGACAGAAGUCACGCAUGCGGAUAUCUGGAGAAACCUCAAUGACGCUGGCUUCUAG
Serendipita indica DSM 11827 is the source of this 2292-nucleotide messenger RNA. Lineage: Eukaryota; Fungi; Basidiomycota; Agaricomycetes; Sebacinales; Serendipitaceae. The record is from the annotation of a GenBank genome assembly.